Molecule: messenger RNA, 504 nt
Organism: Vigna unguiculata (cowpea)
Lineage: Eukaryota; Viridiplantae; Streptophyta; Magnoliopsida; Fabales; Fabaceae
Source: RefSeq, a predicted model, not a curated record
AUGUGGGAUUCUCUAAGUGCUCUUUUGGAGUGCAAGAAGUUGAGUACCUUGGACAUACAAUAUCGGGCUCCGAGUUGGCAAUGGAUCAAGACGUUUGUAAAAGGGUAUGCUCAAAUAGUUGCUCCAUUGACAGAGUUAUUGAAGAAAUAUGCAUUCCUUUGGAUAGACAGUGCCACUACUACUUUUGUUGUGCUUAAGCACGCCAUAACAUCUUCACCGAUUUUAGCAAUACCCAACUUUAAGGAACCAUUUGUGCUUGAAACCGAUGCUUCAGAAACAAGCUACGUCCAUACUCGAGCUCUCGCUCAGGCGGAGAACUCUCGUUUGAGCAAGGUGACAUCUCGCUCAGGUGAGAGGAGCUCGCCUAAGCGAGAAUGCGUGGGAACCUUGGCAUGUCGUUGCAGUUUUAGCCCAGACAAGGGGUGGCCUCGCUCAGGUGAGGAGGGCUCGCCUAAGAGAGAACUAGCGAGUCUGGCAGGGCUCUUUGUUGACAGUCUCGCCUAA